Diorhabda carinulata is the source of this 10128-nucleotide messenger RNA. RefSeq names its product dmX-like protein 2 (gene Rbcn-3A). The transcript has 40 exons. The coding region runs from base 153 to 9380 and encodes 3075 amino acids. The record is from RefSeq and is a predicted model, not a curated record. Gene Ontology annotation, molecular function: protein binding. Lineage: Eukaryota; Metazoa; Arthropoda; Insecta; Coleoptera; Chrysomelidae. Gene Ontology annotation, cellular component: RAVE complex. Gene Ontology annotation, biological process: vacuolar acidification.
GUCACGCCGUCAAAAUCAGCUGACAUUGACUACUGACACAAUUUUUAUAUAUUAUCAAUAAAUUGAUUGCCCUUUAAAAAUAUUACGUCGGAUUUAAAAGGAAAAAGAACUUUAAAAAUGUGUGAAUAUAUAUAAAAUAUUCCUAAACAAUAAUGAAUUUACAUCAGAUUGUAAGUGGAGCUUGCAAUGCAGGCGAUAAAUGUUUUGCUGUUGGAUCAGUUGAAGGUGUACCCUUUACAGCAUAUGCAGCUGGCUGUAAUAUUGUCAUUCUCGCAUCUACAUUUGAGAGGGUUCAAAUAAUUCCUGGAGCAAUACAUGACUACAUAAGAAUAACAUCUGUAGAUUGUUCUAGUGAUACAGGAAAAAUAGCUGCAUCUUAUGAUGAUGUUGUGUGCAUAUAUGAACCUACUCCUCUAAUUCAUAAUACUUCUGCACAUCGACAACAUAUUAUAAAGAAACCUUCAAAAAUUAAGGGCUUGGAUUAUAGAUGGGUACAAACAGGUACUUUGAAAACAGAUUCUCCUGUCCGUGCAUUAAGCUGGAAUUUAGAAGGUACCCGACUGUUAACAGCAGGUGCUCACGUUCAAUUAUGGCAUCUUAAAUCUCAAACAGAUGACGAUCCCAAACAAAAAACUGCUGUUACUUUUACUCUAGGCGGAGGACAUCAUGAUGGAGGCGAUGAAGAUACCCAUGAGGAACAUGAAAAACCUCAAGAACAAGAACAAACUUCGUGGCAAUGUGUUUGGAAAGCAAAUACUGCUAUCCCAGUUCAACAUCUAGCCUUCAGUCCAGAUGGAACCCUUUUCGCAACUUGUGGUGAAAAUGAUAGAUUGGUUAAAAUAUGGUAUGAAAAUCGACAUGUUUUGUUUACUUCGAAAAGUAUUGAGGGGCAUUUAGAAUUGGACUACAGUUUUGUCUACAUUGCUCAUCCAAGGGCUGUGACUCAUAUUUCUUGGAGAACAACUAGUAAAUACAUGCCGAAGGGCUCAGUAUCGAACAUGCUAGUCACUUCAUGUAAGGAUAAUAUUUGUCGUCUGUGGGUUGAAACAGUAUUACCAGAAGAUGGUUUAGUUAAUUUGUCUCAACUUGAUCCACAAGCACAUCAUCCAAAAUUUAGAACGCACAGGCACAAACAUCGUUUCAUGCAACGUUUGAAACAUAUGAAGACCUGCUUCCAUAUAAGACGUAAUGCAAAACACCAAGGAAUUGGCUUGGGAGGACCAUCACCACCAAUCCCUACUUUACCAUCUACCUACAGUGUACAUGAUUUCCAUUCUUAUGGUUAUCAUGGAACGGGCAUUACUCCAGGUCUCCAUUUCCAUUUGGCUGCUUCAGUAAAUGCUGAAACCGAUAUACCUCUUGUACCAAACAUUAGUUACUGCAAUCCCAAACCUGCAUUUGUCUUACAUUGGUUGGAUAACAAAGAAAUGCAAUUCAGUCUUCAAGCUGAACUAUUUUUGGAAGAGUUUGCUAGACCAGUAGUGGAUAAUCCAGAAUCAGAAGAUUCAGAAGAACCUUUAAUGGAAUCUGGAAGUUCAGAUGGAGUAGACGCUCGUAUAGAAAGCUUCCUACGAGACUGGCAUCACAGUCCUGAUUUACUAUUUAGCAUUCAUCCAGUCGAUGGCAGCUUCUUGAUUUGGGUUGUGGAAUGGUUAGAUGAGUUUCAUCCUGGGUCUUUUAGACAAGCUCAAGUUUCUUUUUCUACCCGUAUACCAUCUGCUUUUCCAUUGGGUGAUUCUAUGAGUAUGUCGACAACUGUUAGCCUGUAUAACACAACACCCUUACUAAAACAUCUAGUUAAAGAUGCUAUUCAUAAAGAAACUGUAUGUGAUCGAAAUUUAGCUAGUGUUAAGGAAGAAGAUGAGAACAAAUCACAAAAAGAUAUUCCCAUACCAAUUCCUGAAGAUCAAAAUGAAGCAGCUCCUGUAGUAUCUUUAGUAACCAAACAUGAUAAUGGCACUCUGAAUUUGUGGCAAAUAACUUUUGCUGAUAAGAGUAAAUUCAGUCAAGUAUUGAGCAUUGGACAUAAAAGCAGAGCUUCUGGUCAUAGGUUUAGAGUCAAUGAUAUAACUUGCCAUCCGGUACUGCCUCUACUUUUAACUACCAGCCAUCAUAAUAUAAUAGAUCAGAUGAGUAAAGAUCAAAAUAGAACGGGCUUCUGUAGCGAACUAAUCCUGUGGAAAGUAGACGCCGUUGGUCCUUUAUCAAAGUCUGGAGGUAUAUGCGAAUUAGCCCGAAUAAGUUCUCCAGAACCGUCUGCUUUCAGUAAUGUAGCCUGGAUCCCAACACUUCUUCCAUCCAGCACUUUGGGCAAUUUAUCAAACUCUCCCAGUGCAUGUUUUGUAGCUUCAGACGGUCAGUGUUUGAGAGUAUACCAGGCUGUUAUCGAUGCAAGAACUUUGCUAGCCGAUUUGUCUUUUAAAGAAAACAGAAAUAACGAAGACAAUGAAACUGUUUCUGACUUAUCCUCAAUUAACCAAGAAAGUAUUUUGGAGAAUAUAAAUAUAGUUUCACAACAGAGCACUUCAAGACCUGGUUGUAUUAUUCAACUGGAAACUAUUUCCGAGGCGAUAAAAUGGCAGAAUACUACAUUCUUGCAUGUGUAUCAAGAACAACUGAUCACAGGACAAAAAAGUACACCGAUAAAUCUAUCUGGAAACGACGCUAUGGUCGAUUUACAACAAGCGUCCGUUUUCAAAGAACCAUUCUUCAUUGUAUUAUUGGAUUGUACAGACCAAAACACUAUAAUUCAUAUGUGGAAAUUAACAAUUGCUUCCACUGAUACAGAAUACUCACUUAGCGCUAGUCAGAUGUAUGUUCCAGAUUCAGUAUUGGUUCAGGACGAAAACGAUCUAUCAAGAAAGAAUAGCAUGGAAUCGUUACAUUUGAAACCUUCAAAAGUAAGUCCUCAUAUUAACCUAAUGGUAAGUAGAGAAGUAAAACAGAUCUUACCUUUGGCUGAUGGUAUAGAAAUAGUACACGCCACGCCAGCUGCUGGUCAUUUGAGCUCAGCUUCUAUUUAUCCUGCGUGUCUAGCACCAUAUUGUUUUGCAACAGCUUGCAGCGACGGUGUUAUACGAUUUUGGACAGUAUCUUCUAACCCAAACCAAGUUAGAGAAUUUAAUCAUUUGAUGUUGGAAGAAGAUGGUACAGUAGUUAAUACUGGCCAAGUUUGGACCGAAUGGAAUAUGAUUAAGGAAUCUGCCAUUGAAAUUGAAGGACAGGUUCUAAAUAUUAGUGUGGCCUAUUCUGGAAGAUUGGCGUGCGCUUAUAAAUAUGGAAAGAGCUUCACCAGACCAAAUAAAAAUGAUCAAGAUUCAAGAUUUAUCAAUUUAUGUGUUGCUAUUUACGAAUGCGAAUCAACUGGAGGUAGUGAAUGGAUUUUGGAAGAUGUUAUCCAUCUGAAAAAUAUCCAUCUUCCUCGUAUAGAUAUAAACAAACAUUUAGAUCUAAGCUACUUGUACGAUUCAAGAACUUUAAAAAAGAAGCAGAGAAUCAACGAAGUUUUACAUAAUUUCACAGGUGAUGACCGACAAAGUUUAGCUACAGAGCCUAGUAUCAAAUCUACUUUAUUAGCUGUACCAAGCUUCACGACUUUACAGUCCUUAAGAAAAUCUAUUUCUGAAAUGGGUAAUAUUUGCCCUUUGACACAAAAACAUAUUGUCCAAUUAGAUUGGGUAUCAAAUGAAGAUGGUUCACAUGUUCUGACUGUAGCAGUUGGAAGUAAAAUUAUGCUCUAUACUCCUCUAUCUACAGAUUUAGCUCAAGCUAACGUUAAAGCUAUGAAAGAAAGUUUAAACAACUACAGACCUAUAUUAAGGAAAGCCAGUUCUCUGGCUCAACCCAUGUUUGUGGACGAUUUUAAAUGGAUGACUUUAAGAAAAAUUGAGUUACAAACAGCUGAUGGUCUACCUGCUCUACCUAUGCAAAUCAGCUGGGUGAGAGAUGGUAUUUUAGUGGUUGGAAUGGAUUCAGAAAUGCAUGUAUAUACACAGUGGAAACCUCAAAAUCCUUCUCUGCAACAAAAUCAAACGUCUGAAGCAGAUGGGCGAAAUGGUAGAGAUGUUGAUUUCCGUACUUUAACGCAAGAGAAUCAGAAGAAAUUAGCUGCUGUUCCUACUCUUGGUAGAAUCAGCUCAGUUAAUCUACAAAUUCUAGAUAGAAAAAGAAAUAAAGAACAAAAUUCGGAUUACAUGCCUGAUUAUGGAUUGUUUGAAGCUUCUAGAAUAGCUUGUCCAGUUUUACCUCAAUACCAUCCCAAACAGCUUAUGGAAUUAUUGAAUUCUGGAAAAAUAAGAUGGGUGAAAGCAAUCUUGGCUCACUUAGUAAAAUGUAUAGGUGGUAACCAAGACGCUUCAGAAGAAAUACAAGGCUGGACUCGGAGCCGAACAUUAUCGGUGAGCUAUCCGCCAGGCAGUCCUGAACACAGAACUAGUAUAGGGGAAAUAAAUCUGGAUUAUGACGAAAUCAACAAUAUACCUCCGCUGCCUCUAUAUACCCUUCUCGCUGCUGAUAAAGAAUCGAACGUAAAUCAAGAAGAAAAGAAAGAUUAUAAUGAACUAUUUGAUAGUAACAUCGUAAUGGAAGAUAGCUUGGAUAAUUUGUUAGAAGAUCAGGAAGAGCAACGUCGACCUUCUGAAAGAAAUGUUGGUGUUAUGCAUUUUACACCCAAGGAAGGAAGGGUGCUGUCAAGGCUUUUGACUCAUAUACAUUUACCAGGUUUAUCCAGUUUGGAUCAAAUGCAUCUCUUGGCACUAGCUGAUACAGUGUCAACCUGCAAUACUGACUUAGCAGAACGUUUCGCUAUCGAUGCUGCCAAAUCCGCGAUGGUAAAAGAAAAUUUAAUGGGACAAAAAGAAGAGUUAAUAACAGAUAAUUUGGACGAUUGUGGUUUGAGAUUUUUAUUGGCCAUGAAACAUUAUGGAUAUUUAUUAAGCUUUGGCACCAAACGCGAGUUGAAUGCAUCUAUACGUACAUCCGCCCGGAAAAAUUACUGGUGCCUUCCAUUAGCUCAGCGAACUCAGUUCCAAAAACAAGGAGUAGGUAAUAACAAUUUAGCUUGGGCUUAUCAUUCAGAAAGCCAAGAGGAACUUUUAAACUUGAUACCCAGUUACGCAAAAGGAGAACCUACCUGGCCUCAGUUGAGAGAAUUAGGUGUAGGUUGGUGGAUAAGAAACCUCAAUCUACUCAAAGUAUCUGUUCAAGUGUUAGCAAAAGCUGCCUAUCAGGUUAAUCAAGAUCCAAUGGAUGCUGCAUUAUAUUAUUUGGCUUUGAACAAGAAGAAUCUAUUAUGGGGAUUGUAUAGAUCGAAGCGGGACGAAAGAAUGACUUCGUUCUUUUCAAAUAAUUUUUCGGAAGACAGAUGGCGUAAGGCCGCUUUGAAAAAUGCAUAUGCGUUGUUAGGUAAACAGAGGUUCGAUCAUGCUGCAGCAUUCUUCUUAUUAGCGGGUAAUCUCAAAGACGCUGUUGAAAUUUGCUUAAAUCGGUUACAAGACCUACAGUUAGCAAUCAUUAUCAUCAGAGUUUAUCAAGGAGAUUGUGAAUAUCUGAAGAAAUUGUUAUAUCAAGAAAUUUUAGGGUGUGAUGAAAAUGGAGAAAAUCAAGAUAUGACUAAAGCUCAUCCAGAUCCAUUCUUAAGAUCCAUGGCUUUAUGGACAUUAAAGCAGUACCAGGCUUCACUAGACACUCUUUUAGUAGGUAACGCUGGAACACAACAUUCAGCACACGACGACGAAGCUAGAGAAACUAAAGAAGCAGAUCCUAAUGUAUUUAAUUUCUAUGUUUACCUUAGAACUCAUCCAUUAUUAGUUCGUCAACAUUUGGCCAACUAUGGUAAAAGAAAAGUGUGGGUACCAGGAGGUAAACAAAUCGUUGUAGACGAAUGGAUAACACCUUUGGAAAGACAGUUAUAUUUUGCUACAGCUCACGGACAUUUUAGGGCUGGUUGUCCCGCUCUUGCACUUGAAGUUCUAUCUAAACUUCCGUACGUGGUAUCUGAAAAACCUAAACAGAAAUCUAUAGAUUUUAAAAAAACUGAAAAUCUCGAUGAUUCAUAUAUUAACACUGGUACUGUUACUUCAUGGGAUAGUAAACCACAGUUAAGCACCGAUCUGGAUUGGGGAGCUCCAGUUUCUGACUUGAAAGUGAAAACAGAUGAUUUAGAUUUAAAAUGGAGUGAUGAUGAAAAAGAAGACUCGGAAGAUUCAGACGAAGGUUUGAGUAUGACUAUUGGUAAAAAAGGAAAAGAAGAAUCUAAAGAAACUGAGGAGAAUGAAGGAGAAAACGAGGAGGAAAAACAACAACAUAUUGACAUCAUGGCACAACAAUUGAAAUUUGUUGCUUGUCUAAAAAUUUUGAUGGAAGAAUUAUCCACUUUGGCGACAGGAUUUGAAGUUGAUGGUGGACAAUUAAGGUACCAACUGUAUAUGUGGUUAGAAAGAGAAGUUGAAGCUCUUAGAGAACUUUGUAAUUACACAUCUUCGGAAGUUUCAGACACAACAGAUUUAGAACAAAGUCCAGAACCGGAGAACACAACUACUGUAGAUACUAGUUCUAAACCAACUUUACACGAAAUAUUAAUCCAGGAAAAACUUGAUUUUGAAGCCAAGGUACAUAGAGCAGCUAAAAGAAAACGCUGGUUAAGAGCGAAUGAAACUUUAUUAAGGACGCUUUUAAGUUAUUGUUCUUUACACGGGGCGACAGGAGGUCUGGCUUCGGUUAGAAUGGAACUAAUGCUUCUAUUACAAGAAUUGCAGCAGGAAAAAACACACCAACAAUUAUUAAGUCCUCUACCAUUUCCUACAAGUUUGCCUCUUUUGGCUGCUAGCGUUGCCAGCAGUAAAACUGUUAUCGCUGAUCCAAUCAGAUAUUUACAAUGUCUUACCCAUGAUAUGUUACAAACGUUGGUAGAGUUGAAUCAGCCUAAUACUGGACAAAAUCAACUGUUAGUGAUAAGGGAUUUGGCAAUAGCUUUGUCUGCCUGCAUUUACCAAUCAUUAUGUGAUUCCGACACAUUCAAGAAUUCUAUACAAGAAGGUCAAGAAAUUGGCGCAACGCAUUUAGUAGGGCGCAAACGACGAGUAUCCGUAAACGAAGGCCAUAAUAUUAUAACUCUUCCAUCCAAAUGGCCCGGUGUAACGAGUUUAAGAGCUCUUUUAGCCAGAGAAAAAGAUGAAGAUACUCCCCGAUUGACAGUAAUGUUAUGCGAAGCAUUUACAGCUGUUUAUUUAGCUCUAGUACUCUACGGAUUGGUAACAUUUGAUUGUGUUAUUUUAUUCCAUGUAAACGCCCAUUCGUUCGAUUCAGAUGUAUGGGGCAGAUUAUUUGGUGGAGGGAUUAAAAAACUUCUCAGAACUGCAAGUCUUAGCGGAAGCAAUCCCCAUCAUCCUCAUUACAUUUCCCAGCAAAGUGUCCAAACCCCUGAUGAAAGUAGUGGUCCUGCUAAUUGGUUGAAUAAGCAAAGAGUAAGACUAAAUACCAAAUUAUUGGGUCAACAGCCUUCUAUAAUGAAAGAAGAUAAACCGACUUAUAGAGAACAAUUUGUUCCUCCAGAAAUGAGUAUAUUGGCCUACUUGCUGCAAAGGCCUGCUACAACUGAUUACAUUGAAGAAGAAGAAAGCGACGUAGAGGAAGAAGAAGAAGAUGAGGAUGUUUUUGAUGCUCCCACAACCAAAACUAUCAAAACUGUCAACAACGAACAUUCAGAUCCUAAUUCAUAUUCGUGGUUGGUAUUACGAUUAGCAACAUUAAGGAUUGUCCAAAAUAAAAUCAAUGAUUUCUUGAAUGUAGCAGGAUUAGAAGCAAGUGAAUUACCUGUAGCUAGUCCAAUGAUACACAGUAGUCUCAGAAAAUUGAUUUGUUGGCAAGAAAAUUUGAGAAAAGAAUUGGAAAGUAGGCAAACGCCGAGUGAAUACAUACCAGGAUGUUUCGUUGAGAAUUCGACUGGUCCUGCAAUUCAAAAAUAUAGACAACUAUUAGAGCCACAGAAUACGCCAUUCAGUAACAAAAGCUCGGCUGCUGCUGCUAGAAACCUAUGGACAUAUUUAGUACACCAGGAGCUCGUCCAAGAUAUAUUUAUUAGAGCCGUUUUUGGUAAACGAAGGUCUUCUGGUACUAUUGAAGAAGUCCUUCCUUAUCUGGAACCACCUAUCCUAGAACCAGUCAGAAUCAUUCACAAAGAACAAGACUCAAUUGCCGCAUUUUGUCUUAAUCAGGUUAAUGCAGGCUUGAUUGCCAUUGCCACCCCGAGGGAGCUCCAGGAAAUGGAUAUAUCUCUCCUGCUAGAACUGCCAGCUUGGUUAGAGGACGAGUGUGAACUGGAUAUCCUCAACCUAAACAAAGACGUACCAGAUCCUACCGUUCCUCCAUUUUUAGUUAUUCAAAGUGCCAAUGAUAAGGGUAAGGAUACACAACCGGGAAGUCCACAAGCAGGAGGUGCCGGACAAAGUGGAAGAGGAGCUAGCGUUAUGAAGGGGUUAAGCUUCCCGGGCUGUCAUGACGCCAGUUUUGUCCACCUCGUUCUGCUUCGGUCAGCUCACAUGCUUCGACCGGUUCUGAAACACAAAAUUGAUGGUAUUAGAAGAAUAACAGCACACCCUCUAUUGCCUUUAUAUUUAACAGGAGGUCAAGAUGGUUCAGUACAUCUUUGGGAGUGGGGCCAUCAACAACCUGUAGCAGUUCCGAGACCACCAGGAACAUAUGCAAAAGUAACAAGAGUACGAUUUUCUCAACACGGUAACAAAUUUGGAGUAGCAGAUUCUGAUGGAAAUUUGAGUCUCUUCCAAGUUGGAUUAAGUUCUAAUGCUACAAGACCUUUCUUUACUCUUCAGUGCCACAACAAAGGAAUAAGUGAUUUUGUAUUUCUUGGUUCUUGCAGUUUAUUAGCUACAGCGGGACACAGUUCGGAAAGUAAAAACGUUUGUAUUUGGGACUCUAUCCUGCCACAUGGGAAAGCUCUAGUAACUGCAUUUACCUGCCAUGAACAAGGAUCUAGUAGCUUAGUAUUUGCUCCACAGCACCAAGUAUUAAUAUCAGCUGGUAAGAAGGGUGAUGUUUGUCUGAUUGAUGUUAGGUCAAAAGCAAUUAGACACAAAUUCACUGCACACGAAAAUGCUGUUAAAUGUAUAGCCAUUGAUCCUCAUGAAGACUAUUUUGCUACUGGAUCAGCAGAUGGAGACAUAAAGAUUUGGGGUGUAACCGUUCCAAAUGUGUUAUUAUCACUACCAGCGGAACAUGCCAGGAGUAGCUUUUUCAAGAACAUAGGCCAAGGUGUUACUCAGCUGCACAUCGAUACCCAUAAUCGACUAUUUUCUUGUGGUGCUGAUGGCAGUAUGAAAGUCAGACAAUUACCUGAUAGAGAAAAUUUACUGAAUCAUCAUUAAUAAUAUUGUAAUUUCCUAGUUGAUGAUAUUUAAGUGUCAUUUAUUGCAUUGCCUAAAAUUCAAGACUUAAAAGUCCUACUUACAUAAUAUAUCGAUGAUUCUGUUUAAUAAUUUCAAAACUGCUAGUUUAAGAAUAUUUUUAAAAUUGUAUUUCCUCUCCUUGCAUUAAGACUCCGCGAUUUUCAAAAAUAAUACUGAUGCCCAUUAUGCUUUUUUCUCUCUGGCUUAUCUAAUAGAAAAUAAUUUUCUAUUAUUCAAAUUAUUCCUCUUUGUGAUAUGCCACAAUUAAACAGAAAGGUUCAAUAUCUUCAACUCGAUAAUGAAAUGAGCAUUCAACAGAGUAUAAUUGAAAUUUCAAGCAAAAAUAAAGAUAAUAACCUUUGUUAUAAAUUUUGUUCUCGAAGAUCGUUCGAAGAAUAUUUCAUUAAAUUAUCGAAAUAUCUAAAAAUGCACAGAGUCCAUCAAAUAGUGAUUUGUGGUAUUAAGUAAAAUUUAAUUUUUUAUAUUUCAUUUUCGGACAUUGCAUUGCAACUUUGACUAAAUGAAUGGAACUACAAAGAUCAAUACUUUAUUUCGUGAAUUCACUGUAAACUUGUUGCUGAAAGUAUUAGCACUCGUUAAGAGCUUAUUUUUAUCUAAUUGUUGAUUGUUAAAACAUAUUUAAAUGUAUAUCUAAACAAUAUAUCCUAAUUGUGAUUAUGUAGAAUUGUAAUUUAGGCUAAAGUAAAUUAUAUAAUUUUAAUCAAAA